Molecule: messenger RNA, 1089 nt
Organism: Kockovaella imperatae
Lineage: Eukaryota; Fungi; Basidiomycota; Tremellomycetes; Tremellales; Cuniculitremaceae
Exons: 5
Coding region: 31-954 (307 amino acids)
Cellular component (GO): membrane
Source: RefSeq, a predicted model, not a curated record
CCGAGAUCUGAGAUCUGGCUUUGUCAUGGCAUGAUCCAAUACCCUUGGCACUCAAUGCGUAUAUGUGGCAUCCGAUCUCUUCGAUUCACCGCCAGAACCACCUACUCCCAAAAGCGCACCUCCCAACGCCUCUCCACCAUGCCAAUCGCUCUGAUCACUGGCGCCAGCCGUGAAGAUACCAUAGGCUUCGAAGUCGCCCGACAGCUCGGUGCCAAAGGAUAUGACCUCAUUCUCCCUACUCGUUCCAUAGAUGCGGGGAGGAAAGUCUCUGAAGUGCUUAAGACAAAGCAUGAGGUCAACAACGUCCACGUAGUCGAGCUCGACUUGACCAAGCCGGAAUCUGUCAAGGCAUGCGCAGACGAGGUGAAGAAGCAGACGGGAGCUCUGGACGUGUUGGUAAACUGCGCUGGGAUCUCCCUGGCAUCCACCUAUGACAAAGGAAUCGAAGCGUUGAAAGGGUGGAAAGACUAUAGCUUGACUGAAGGCUUGAGAGCAAUUGAUACGACACAUGAUGACCUGGAAGCGAUCUUCCGCACCAACGUUUUCGGGGCCAUCGAACUGACUAAUGCGCUCGCUCCUCUUCUACUCCAGUCCAAAGCCCCUCGCUUGGUCUUCGUCUCGACCACGAUCGGUACAUUUGAGUCUGCCGACAAGCCAGACGCAUUCAAUCACUACUUUUUCGCAUAUGCAUCAAGCAAGGCAGCUCUCAACAUGGCAGCACUGUCGUACAGCAAGCAGCUGCCAAAGUUGAACCCGGCGAUCAAAGUCAAUCUCGUCUGUCCAGGGUAUCCAGCCACUGCCCUGAACGGAUACCAGGGUUUCGGGACUACGCCUGAUUCAGCCAUAGGGAUUGUCGAGCUGGCCACGGUCGAUGAACACGGACCGAACGGUGAAUUUCUCGCCGCAUAUGCUCCAUAUGGAGAGCCAGGAAAGAUGGGAAGAGUUCCUUGGUAGAUACAGAAGUAGCAAGACAGUGCCAAAACGGCCUCCUUCAACCUUUCCCUUAAGUGAUUGGAUGAUUGAGGGUCGCGCAACGCCUUAGCUCAAAUCAAAAGCAUCUGGAGAUGUAACUUGUCCCGUUCUAGAGCU